Sordaria macrospora k-hell is the source of this 1449-nucleotide messenger RNA. RefSeq lists its product as uncharacterized. The record is from RefSeq and is a predicted model, not a curated record. Lineage: Eukaryota; Fungi; Ascomycota; Sordariomycetes; Sordariales; Sordariaceae.
AUGUUUGAUCCCAACUACUCCAUGGAGGAUCAAGGGCAGCAGCAGCGGCCAGUUGCCGCUGCACCGCCGGCCAACAAUGAUGAUCAUAUAGCCCCCGACGUUGACGGCUUCGGUCUCGACGGCUUCAGAGGGCCAUCAUUUGAGGACUUCCAAGAUCAAUUACUCCGCAGCCAGCAGCAGCAACGCAACUAUGUACGGCGCCAUCACGUUGCACGACGACGACAGCGACACCCGUCGCACCACAAGAUUCAGAAGCGCCCUUCAUUAACCACGACCCCAUCGGCAUCGUCGUCCAUGACAACUGCGGCGGCAAGGACAACAUCAGCGACAUCCACAGCUUCAGCACCCGCAUCCACAUCCACAUCCGCUUCGGCAUCGGCGACAGCACCGGCAUCAGCAUCAGCAUCAGCAUUAGCAUCAGCUUCAGCUUCAGUACCUUCAUUCCCUUGGUCUGGACGGGCCUUAUCUCCUUCUGCUCAGCAUGUCUUCGAAAAGGCGACGCACGAGUUCAGGGUCCAUAACCCGCAACAAGAGGCUCUGCAAUUAGAGGCUCAAUCCCUUGUGCAACAGGAACAGCAGCAACAACCGCGGAAGGAGCAUGAGCAGCAGCAGGAGCCCUUGUCACCACCAAUCGCCAUGUCGCUGGUACCCGAUACCGCUGCUACUACGACUGCCGAUCAUCAAUCCUGGGCGGGAAUUGGCAGCCUCGAGGUGGAUGACGGAACUGAGAUGGAUGAUGCAUCUGAACUCGACAACGCGAAGCUUCAAUCCCUACUUCCCUCUUCAUUCCGCCACAUUAAUUAUGAUUACUCUCCCAGUGUCGCACCCACGAUACCAAAUGCUGCUUCUUCGUCGUCUUCAGCAAACACAUCGGAAAGUAAGGGGAAACGACCCGAACGGAGGCAAUCAAAACACAAUGCCCAGACGCAAUCACGGAGCAUUCAAGCCCUAGUGGAGGAAAUGAUCGAAACCGGCACCCAGUGUAACGUUCGAAGCGCCCCUCUUCCAGCGCCAUCAGCACCCGUUCUUUCGACAUUGGACGACCUGAAAGUCGAUCACGGCUAUGAUUUCGCAUCAAUGAAGCUGGAAGUCGACGAGCGCUAUCGUGAUGGAACCGUUGAUGUGUUGGAGGAAGAACGGGCGCUGCUUGAGUCGAUACAAGUGCGGCGCGCUGGUAGUGGACCAGCGGGUAUCCGGAAACACACAGUCGAGGGGACCCUCCCUCUCCGUUACCAGCUGUCGGCCGAGGCAGCCCUGCGAUGCGCGACCGUGGUACGGAGUAAGCCCCGAAUGCGCAGGCGAAAAGAGCACGGAACAGGUAGUGUGACCUCGUCGGUUGCGUAUUCGACCAACUCGUCUCCCAUGGCACAGCUUGCACAACCUUCGGAGCAACUGCAGUCACAAUACCUACCCGCGAUACCAUCAUCGUCAUAUCAUACGCCGCCAUGA